CUGAGAGAAUCUAAGGAUAAUGUACGAUAAUUUUGACGUGUUUGUACGAUAAUUCCCUGCGACGAAUCUGGCAACGCUAAUGUGUGUGUUUAUGUGGCUGGUUGCGCAUCAGCGCAGCGUCUGCGCGCUGCGGAUCCUGCCGAUUCAGAUUUUAGGUUAUAUUUUGAUUUAUGUUUUGAAUUUGCAUCAGAUUUGCAUAUAUACAUUUGUUUUGAUAAUAAGGGAGUUCCAUGACACUUGUAUAAUUUUUAUAGCAUAAUCUGAGAAUCAAACUUCCUGAAAGAUGCAUGAGGCAUAUCAAAAGACGUCAUUGCUGAAUAAUGUUCAGUUUCAGGUUGAAUCAAUUACUGCUUAUGAUGAUAACUUAUUGGUUGGUACCAGACAGGGGCAAUUAUGCAUGUACAAUCUUUUGAGAACAGAUGAAAAAUGUGAAGUGCAGCUUAUGAGGUACAACAAGUCUUUUAGCAAGAAACCUGUUCAGCAACUGGAAGUCAUACCUGAUGGUAGUCUUCUAAUAAGUCUAACAGAUAAUUUAAUUCAGGUUCAUGAUCUAAAUGCUAUCCAUUUCACAACCCUAUCCCAGGUCCAAAAAAGCAAAGGUGCAACAUUGUUUGCUCUCAAUACAAAGAAACAAACUUCAAUGACUGGCGAAGUCAGCAUCAUAGUACGAAUGGCUGUAGUGGUAAAACGAAGAAUGCAACUGUAUUAUUUGAAAAAUAAUGAGUUUUUUCCUCUGAUGAAUGACAUCAGCUUGAAUGACAUACCCAAGGCAAUGGUGUGGUGCCAGGAAACUAUAUGUGUCGGAUUCAAAGGUGAAUACGCGAUCAUCGAGCUUGAUGGUGAUCCACCUGGUAAACUGACAGAACUCUUUCCCACUAGCAGUACUAGAUCCAGUGAGCCAUGUAUAACAAAGGUGUCUGACACAACAUUCGCAUUGUGUCGUGAUGCUCAGAGUGUUAUAGUGAAUGUCAAAGGAGAUACAGAGAGAAACAAAGGACUCAAGUGGUCUGAGGUCCCAUUGAACAUUGCUUGGGAUGAACCAUAUGCAUUGGGCAUUAUCACUGAUGGUAUUGAGGUAUUAACUUUAGAGCCUAGUGGUCUGGUACAGACAUUAUCAGGUAUGCCAAAAGUGAGGUUCAUAGCCUCUGCUCAACAGGGUUUGCUCUAUGCAGCUGCUAUUAGUCAGAUUUGGUGCAUUCUAGCUGUGGAUAUAGCUAAACAAAGAAAGAUUUUAGUGGAUGCAAAACAGUUUCAACUAGCACUUAAGCUAACUUGGCUGGGCAGCGACAGCUCAAUUGAGGGUCACUCACGGGAUUAUGAAGGGUUUCUGGAAUUUAUUGAGAACAACGAGAAAUCACAAUUGAGAGGGUGGCAAGAAGAUAUUUGAGGGAACAACUGUUUAGAGGCCUACGAUAUAGAUUCUCAAAACUCACACAAAUUUCGAAUGAGUCAGAAGAGGAGAAAAAAGAAAAAACUCACCAUAUCCAAACUUUGUUAGCGUACGACCUCUUCCACAGAAAAGAGUUUCAUGAAAGUAUGAAGGAAUUUCUGAAACUAGGUACUCCCGCUUAUGACGUUAUUAGACUUUUUCCAGAUCUGUUGCCUCAAGCUCAGGCAGCUGACACUGUGGAACCCGUCAGGGAUCUCACUGAAAAAGAGCUGGAAGCUAGCAGAUUAGCCCUUAUUGAUUAUUUGACAGAAAUCAGACAUAGGUUACACGCCCCAGAAACUCAGGCCAAUGUGAACGCUAGGGGGAAUUUAAACGAAAGAACAGCCAGCAAAUCCACACAGCAGCUUCUUCAAAUUAUAGAUACUACAUUAUUGAAGUGUUAUCUCCAAACAAACGAUGCAUUGGUCGCACCUCUUUUGAGGCUUAACCAUUGUCAUUUGCAGGAGACAGAAAAGAUACUGAAAAAGAUGGGCAAGCACAAUGAACUGAUCAUACUCUAUCAAACCAAAGGACAACAUAGAAGAGCGUUAGAGUUAUUACACGCAGAAAAGAGCAUUGAGAGAACUGUAAGUUAUUUACAGCAUUUAGGUUCUGAGCAUAUGGGACUGAUUUUGGAGUUUGCUGAUUGGGUUUUAGAAGAAUCACCUGAGGAUGGGUUAAAGAUAUUCAUAGAAGAUAUAGCAGAAGUAGAAGCACUUCCUCGACCCAGAGUGUUGGACUUCCUGCUAAAAUCUCACACAUCUGUGGUUAUACCUUAUCUGGAACAUGUAGUUCAUACAUGGGAUGAUACUAACUCACUAUUUCACAAUGCUCUUGUCCAUCAGUAUCGUGAGAAAAUUAUGGCAGGAGCGGCAGUAGCGGCACAUACAAAAAAGAAACUGAUCGACUUUUUGGAACGUAGCAAAUAUUAUAUACCAGAAAAUGUUCUUAACGAAUUUCCUACAAAUAAUUUGUUAGAGGAGAGAGCUAUAAUUCUUGGAAGGUUAGGAAAACAUGAAGAGGCACAUACCAUAUAUGUCAGAGCUUUGGGUGAUAUUGACAAAGCAACUGAAUAUUGUAAGAAGGUGUAUGACAAGAACUUACCUGGAUAUCAAACAGUUUACGUGUCACUGAUAAAACUAAUCCUCAACCCAGACAGUUGUACCUUAUCAUUGCCAGGUCUAGUACUAUGCCCCAAAACUGCUCAACCGGAUUUAGAAUUAGCAUUGAAACUUCUGAAAGAACAUGCUUGCCACAUGGAUCCUCUGGACGCCUUGAGUAUACUUCCAGACAAUGUACCUGUUUCAAGGAUUGCGAAAUUCCUGUCUGUGGCACUUCAUAAGGUGAUACAGGAAAGAAGAAAUGUACAAUUGAUGAAAGGUUUGCUGUAUGCUGAGCAUCUUCAAUGUCAAGAGAUGAAGUUAGCCUUACAAAGCCAACAUGUACUUGUAACCGAGCUGAAUGUGUGUCCAGUUUGCAAGAAACGAUUUGGAAAUCAAAGUGCAUUGGUACGUUAUCCCAAUGGAGAUGUUGUGCACUUUUCAUGUCAAGAAAAAAAGCCUCAUGAGGAUUUCUGAGUUCUAAGUAAUGUGAUAGCCUUUUAACUAGGACAUUUAAAAUAUCUAUGUCUGUAAUUCUAUUUUCAAUGUUUUAUUUUAUAUGUUUAUGUUUGUUUAUAUUUUUGUAUAUAAUCUUUAUUAAAUAUUAUCAAUACA
Acanthoscelides obtectus is the source of this 3144-nucleotide messenger RNA. The record is from the annotation of a GenBank genome assembly. Lineage: Eukaryota; Metazoa; Arthropoda; Insecta; Coleoptera; Chrysomelidae.